AUGGAAUGUGUGGUUCAGGGAAUUAUUGAGACACAGCAUGUUGAGGCCCUUGAGAUUCUUCUCCAGGGGCUAUCUGGUGUUAAAAGAGAACGAUUGAGGAUCCAUGAAAUAUGUCUUAAGAAUGGUCCAAAUCUUGGCACAGUGGCCUCAGAGGUUCGACUUCUAUGUGAUCUAGAGCAAACUGAACCAUCAUGGACUGUUAGACAUGUAGGUGGUGCAAUGAGGGGUGCUGGUGCUGAUCAAAUUUCAGUUCUAGUUAGGACAAUAGUGGAAAGCAAAGUGAGCAAGAACGUGCUUCGAAUGUUCUAUACAUUGGGGUACAAGUUAGACAAUGAGCUGCUGAGGGUGGGGUUUUCCUUCCGAUUCAAUUAUAGGGUGGCAAAUGUCAGUGUGGCGCGAAUCACUGUUACAGUUUCGUCAGUCAAUAAAAUGAUGAAGCUGCAUGCGACUGACGAGGCCGUGCCAAUAACACCUGGCAUACAGAUUGUCCAAGUAACAGCACCUGCUACUGCUGAAAACUAUACCGAUGUUGCUGCUGGUAUGCAAUCCUUUUGCGAAUACCUUGCCCCGCUUCUUCAUCUGUCCAAACCGGGCGUUUCAACUGGUGUUGUUCCUACUGCUGCCGCCGCCGCUGCAUCUCUAAUGUCUGAUGGUGGGGGUACGCCUUUGCAGUAG
Lathyrus sativus (Indian pea) is the source of this 675-nucleotide messenger RNA. The record is from the annotation of a GenBank genome assembly. Lineage: Eukaryota; Viridiplantae; Streptophyta; Magnoliopsida; Fabales; Fabaceae.